UCCGUUGGCCACACACCUCCAUUUGUGAUAGUCGUCAUCACGUCGGUCCGUGUUGUUCGCGGUAUUAAAAAUCAAAGAUUGUGACUUAUGGGCUGUCAAAAAUACUACCAAUAGGGGAUGGCACUUUAUCAUGCCUUGAAGUAGUGUUUCGCGAUAAAAUUUGCUGGAAUUAGUUGAAAACUAGUGACUCCUGUGUAGACUGAACAAUUCCCAAGGAAAAAAGAAGCUGUGAGACUACACACACAUGUAAAGAUUUGGUGUACACGUAGAAACAUCUGAAUGAGGAACCCUACCGUGCAAACGCCUAGGAUAAGUGUGUGAAAAUUUUUACUUUUCGUUGGAAGAUGUAACUUUGCGGAACCAGUUUUGUGAGAGAAUUCAACAUAAUGGAAGGAUCUGUGAAAACGGAACCGGCCGAUGAUCCGGUUCCCCCAAAGUGAGGACCCACCACCAUCAUAUGUCCGUUGCUAACCAAAAAACCUAGAGCAACAAAAACACCACAGACUGCUCGGAACAACGAAUUCACAAGCCGAAAUUAGGAUCACAUUAGUAUAAAUAAUGCCGACGUGUGUAUUACCGAUGUAAAUAGGUAAAAUCGCCACUCCACCCAACAAAUGGAUUCGUCUCAGGGCAACCUUGCGCCCGGCCAAGAGAUACGAGUCGUCAGUGCCUCGGUCGUAGCGCAGCUACAGGCCCAAGGAUUACAGGGCAAUGAGCUCAAUGCAGCGAUUAUGGCUGCAUCGCAGCCACAGCAUCCCAAUCAGCAAGCUUUACAGCAACAGCAGAUUCAACAGCACCACCAGCAACAGCAACAGUUGCAACAACAACAACAACAGCAGCAGCAGCAGCAGCAGCAGCAACAACAACAACAGCAACAACAGCAGCAUCAGCAGCAGCAAGCAAAUCAAGCGGCCCACCAGCAACAACAGCAGCAAGCUCAGUUGCAACAGCAGGUACACCAGCUGGCGCAAGUUUCGCAGCAACAACCCCAGGUGAUCACUCUUCAGCAGCUGCAGAACUUCCUACCACAGCAUCAGCUGAGUACGAUUACCACGGCCGAUGGAACGCCCGUACAAGUGGCUACUUCUACAGCCAACACAGCCUCCGUUGGCACGCCAGUUAAAACCUAUGUCACCUCACCACACCAGGUGCAGCAGCCGCAGAUUUUGAAUUUGCAGGGACUACCACAGCAGUUCCUCCAGGGCGGGCAGAUAAUCCAGAAUCCCAAUGGGCUGUUCCAGAUGAUACAACCGGUGCAGGCAUUCAAUGUCGAUGGCCAGGAAGCAUUAUUUGUACCAGGUGGAAUGCAGAGCAACCAGCUGGCUGGGGCGCAGGCCGUGCAGAUCAAUGGUCAGCACGCCUUUCUGACACCAUCCGGUCAAUUAAUACGCGCUCCCAAUGGAGUUCUUCCAACAAAUUUUCUCCAGAAUAUGACUCAAGCUGUACAGCUACCUACUGCUGGUCAGGCUACGCUUACUAUCCCGGGAACUAAUAUAACAAUCCCUUUGGGUACGGCAAACACGGCAAAUGUUCUAACGCAACAACAGCAGCAACAGCAACAACAGCAGCAGCAGCAGCAAGCUGCCGUUGUAGCUGCUGCUAAUGCGGCUGCCGCCAAUCAGCAGCAAAAUCAAAAUCAACCACAACCAUCGCAAAAUCAGCAACAGCAACAAGCGCAAAAUCAGCAACAACAACAGCAGCAGCAACAAGUUCAACAAGUCCAGCAGCAGCAAGUUCAAGUUCAAGCACAGCAGGCUGUGCAACAACAUGCUGCAGCGCAGCAAAUUCAGCAAAUACAGCCAACAACAAUUACCAUCCCAGGCACAAACAUCCAAGUUCCGACAUCAGCCGUAACCACUCAGAACAUUUUGCCUAAUAAUAUAACAACCAUUAAGCUGGAAGGAGGUCAAAAUGUUCAGGUCAGACCAGCGGGUGGUUUGCCACAGGUUGUCCAAUUUCCAAUGCAACAGACCAUACCAGUGCAGGUUCCAAUUUCCACUGGCAAUGGUCAAACCGUCUAUCAGACCGUCCAUGUGCCAAUUCAAGCAUUCGGCUCAGCGCUGGUGCAGCCUCAGAUGCAAGUAAUACCGCAAAUUCCACAAGUAGCCAACAUUAUCACGCCCAGCGGUCAAAUUCAGCAGGUUCAGCUAACCUCGCUGAAUCCUUUGGCUGGACUCCAGGCAGCCGCUACACCGCAGAACAUUAUCUUGCAGCAGCCCCCGAGUUUGGCCCAAACGACAGGGACCACGGCGAUGAAUGCGACGAACUCGAUGGUGUCCUCGCUACCGACGGGCGCCAUUCAAUCCGGCGUACCAUCCGGGCAGGAAAAUAGCCAGCAAGCGCAAACACAACACCAGCAGCAGCAGCAGCCUCAGCCAAUUACGAUCGCAGGUCCCCAAGUGGGGCAGCAGAUCACUGUGAUACCGUCGGGUUCCCUUCCACAGCUUCGGCAGAAUGCUACCAAUAUCAUUCAGAUGCCGAACAUUCCCGGCCUGCAAGCUAUCCCCGUCCAAAACAUCCCAGGCAUUGGAAACGUUCAGGUGAUCCCGACAAAUUUCAUGCAACCGGUUCAACCGCAAACAGCGGCGUCGCAGCCUCAGUUGAACCCGGUCAAUCAAGUAGGGCAAACUAUAUCCCUCCAGCAGGCAGCGGCGCAUCCAUUAUCAAAUAUAAAGCAGGAUCCAAGCGACCCCGGUAAAUGGUACAUUAAACAGGAAGCGAUUCCAAUUCAACCACAACCGGUGGGAAACACAUCCAGCAGUGGUGCUACCAGUGCUACCAUAUCAACGAUGCAAACAACGACAUCCGGCGGUGGUGGUGGUGGUGGUAACAUUUUGCCAACACCAUCCCCCCAGCCCAUCAUCAGCACCAGCACCCCGAGCGGCCACCAGAUCAAGGGAGAAAUUGUGAACUCUCCCACCCAGACCUCGGUGAAUGUAAAUAUAAGCGUAGGUGAUAACAGUAGCAGUAACGAUCAAGCACCGAAACCCCGCGUCCGGAGGGUCGCCUGUACCUGUCCCAAUUGCGAAACCAAGGGCGAGGGUCCGCCCGAUAGAAAGAAGCAGCACAUCUGUCACGUGAGCGGUUGCAACAAGGUGUACGGAAAAACUUCCCACCUGAGGGCGCACCUGCGGUGGCAUACGGGCGAACGGCCGUUUGUCUGUUCGUGGAUGUACUGUGGGAAACGUUUCACCCGGUCCGACGAGCUCCAGCGACACCGACGAACGCACACCGGAGAGAAACGCUUCCAAUGCCCGGAGUGCAACAAGAAGUUUAUGCGGAGCGAUCAUCUCUCGAAGCACAUCCGAACCCACAACAAGUUGAAGAAGGACCACGUGCGCUAUCUGCUGGAGUUGGGCGAUUCGAUGAAGUCGGGUGGUCUGAGUGACGAGGGCGAUGAUGACCUCGAUAUGGCUGACGAUGAUCUGAAAAUGGAAGAUGACGACGAGGACCCUAUGCCGAUAGAACACCUUAGCAAACCAAAACUGGAACCGGAUGUCCCUCUCACGGGUUCCCAUCCAUCUGCGGGCCCUACACCAACCCCCUCGGUUGGACUGAUGGUUGCUGGCAGUCCUGCUGCAGGUUCCGUACAACCAGUUGCAAUGACCAAUGGCACUGACAUAGUUUGGAUAGCAUCGGCCCCUUUGCUGGGUCUGCCGCAGCCUACGCCACCACCUCCACCACCACUUUACAGCAUCAAACAGCUGAACAGCUCGCAGGAAGUGGCAAAUUCAGCCCAUUCAGCCUCCUCGGACAGCAAUGACAGCUCGGAUGAGAAAAUGAUGAUCACCCUCGGCAAUGACGAUCAGGACCAGUCGAUUGAGUCAAACUAGCAUAUCGAAACGCUGUCCAUCCAUCAAUUUGCAUCUUUCGACAGCUGUAGAUUACCGUUUGGGCAGUUCUAGGCAUUUCCAAAUUGGGAAUGUGAGGUAUGAGAGUGGAAGUGUAUUACAGAAUUGAAUCUCGAUCCUUCUAGAUGGGUCUUCGAAUAUCAUAGAUACGUGUAUUUGACAGGCGACUUGUUUGAUUUUUUUUAUGUACAUAUGAUACUAACUUUCGGAUGAAAUACUCGUAUCUGUGACGGAUACAAAUGAUCAAUCGUUUUCUACUUUUCCAAAUAAAUAAAGUUGGAUUCGAAGUGAAUCAACCAUUAAC
Toxorhynchites rutilus septentrionalis is the source of this 4155-nucleotide messenger RNA. RefSeq names its product transcription factor Sp4-like. The record is from RefSeq and is a predicted model, not a curated record. Gene Ontology annotation, molecular function: DNA-binding transcription factor activity, RNA polymerase II-specific; RNA polymerase II cis-regulatory region sequence-specific DNA binding. The transcript has 9 exons. Gene Ontology annotation, biological process: regulation of transcription by RNA polymerase II. NCBI's taxonomy places the organism in Eukaryota, Metazoa, Arthropoda, Insecta, Diptera, Culicidae. The coding region runs from base 615 to 3833 and encodes 1072 amino acids.